Molecule: messenger RNA, 3692 nt
Organism: Artibeus jamaicensis (Jamaican fruit-eating bat)
Lineage: Eukaryota; Metazoa; Chordata; Mammalia; Chiroptera; Phyllostomidae
Gene: DDX20
Product: DEAD-box helicase 20
Exons: 11
Coding region: 177-2702 (841 amino acids)
Biological process (GO): spliceosomal snRNP assembly
Cellular component (GO): SMN complex
Molecular function (GO): RNA helicase activity; ATP binding; RNA binding
Source: RefSeq, a predicted model, not a curated record
UGGUUGUGGUAGUAGUUUCCGGGUCUAAGCCUCCAACUCCCGUCCGUCCCCACCUCUUCCAGGCUGGGCGUGUCGGUGUCGCCGCGCGACGAGUGCUAAUAAAGUUUUUGUUUCCUUCUCUCUCUCAGGCUCCCCGACCCUCCUCAAGUACCGCGAGAUCUCGCGGUGCGGCUACCAUGGCGGCGGCGUUUGAAGCUGCAGCAACCUUAGCAGUUGAGGAGACCGCUGUUCCCGCGGAGCAUGUGGCCGCACCGGUGUCGGAGCCCACCCCCGGGCCGGUGCGGAGCCUACGGAUGGCCCACGACAUCAAUGGCCCGCGGACCCGCACGGGGGACGUGCUGCUGGCGGAGCCCGCGGACUUCGAGUCGCUGCUGCUGUCGCGGCCGGUGCUGGAGGGUCUGCGGGCGGCCGGCUUCGACCGACCCUCGCCGGUGCAGCUUAAGGCCAUCCCGCUGGGGCGCUGCGGGCUCGAUUUAAUUGUUCAAGCCAAGUCUGGCACGGGGAAAACCUGUGUAUUCUCCACCAUUGCUUUGGAUUCUCUUGUUCUUGAAAACUUAAGCACCCAGAUUUUGAUCUUGGCUCCCACGAGAGAAAUCGCUGUGCAGAUCCAUUCUGUGAUCACCACUAUCGGAGUAAAGAUGGAAGGUUUAGAGUGCCAUGUCUUCAUUGGAGGGACUCCACUAUCUCAGGACAAAACCAGACUUAAAAAGUGUCAUAUUGCUGUCGGAUCUCCUGGCAGAAUUAAACAACUGCUGGAACUUGACUGCUUGAACCCAGGCAGUAUACGCCUCUUUAUUUUGGACGAAGCAGAUAAGCUUUUAGAAGAAGGCAGCUUCCAGGAGCAAAUAAAUUGGAUUUACUCUUCCUUGCCUGCCAGUAAGCAGAUGGUGGCCGUGUCGGCUACGUACCCGGAAUUUCUGGCUAAUGCUUUGGCAAGGUACAUGAGAGACCCCACUUUUGUGAGACUGAACUCCAGUGACCCGAGUCUCCUAGGUUUGAAGCAGUACUUCGCAGUUGUCAGUUCGUACCCUUUGGCCCAUCAGAUUUUUGAGGAAAAGGCUCAGCAUCUGCAGGAACUGUUCAGCAGAAUUCCGUUUAAUCAAGCCUUAGUCUUUUCUAAUUUGCACAGCAGAGCGAAGCAUUUGGCUGACAUCCUUUCUUCGAAGGGCUUUCCCGCGGAGUGCAUUUCAGGCAACAUGAAUCAGAACCAGCGCCUUGAUGCCAUGGCCAAGCUGAAGCAGUUUCAUUGCAGAGUCCUCAUUUCCACAGACCUGACUUCCCGAGGGAUUGAUGCCGAGAAGGUGAACCUGGUCGUCAAUCUGGAUGUGCCGCUGGACUGGGAGACGUACAUGCACCGGAUCGGCAGAGCCGGUCGUUUCGGGACUUUAGGCCUGGCGGUGACCUACUGCUGCCGGGGAGAAGAGGAGAAUGUACUGAUGAAAAUUGCCCAGAAAUGUAACAUCCACCUUCUGCCUUUACCAAAAAUGCUGGUCCGGAGCAGCUCAAGAAUGUCAGUCUUUCUCUGUUCCCGUUUUGUAGACCCCAUCCCUCCGGGCCUGAUGGAAGAGGGUUUGGAUUGGGAUGUGGAGGUUACAGCGGCUGUGCAUACAUACGGCUUCGCAGGCGCGCCCAGUGAGACCCUAACAGAGCAGAUUCAGACAACGGAGCGAACCUCUCAGACCCGGAAAGCUCAUGGUAACCACGUGGCUUCGUGUAGAAAUACUUCCGUCUCUGCGCCUUCGGUCAAGUCAAAACCCACCAGCACACAGAAGCUCCCGGCGAGAAGCCACUCGGAGGGUGGACUCCGAGGAAAAGCAGCCUCGCCCCCGGCCCAGCGCCACGCUGUCCAGACGGAAGAGCAGAGGGAGAGUUCUGUUGGGACUGCCGUGGAGAACUGUGACGGUGGUCCGCACCAGGCCAAAGAGGACUUAGCGAUGUCGCUCCCCCAGAUUCCUUGUCUGUCUUCCUUUAAAACCCGCCCGCCACGCAUGCUGACCUUUGCAGAGUUGGUAGAGGAUUACGAACACUACGUUAAGGAAGGGUUAGAGAAACCUGUGGAAAUCAUCAGGCACUACACAGGUCCUGGGGAUCAGACUGCGAACCCUCAAAACGGCUUUGUGAGAAGCCGGGUUACUGACGAGAGAGCCCAGGUGUUGGCAAGUAGCAGCCCGUCUGGAGAGUCCGAGAGCGACAGCGAUUCUUACAGCUCACGGACUUCUUCCCAGAGCAAAGGGAACAAGUCGUGUGUGGGAGGCUCUUCUGAUACUCAGCGGAAAGACUCGGCGUCCCCCCCUGCGGGGGACCGGGUCUCUUUGGAGCAACCUCUGAGUGGAAAUGACGCCCCUAAUCCGGGAGGGUAUCAGGGGUCACCUGCAAUCCAGAUGAAGGCAAGGCGUGCCGAGGGGGCUACCCAGAGAGCCAAGCAGGGCCGGAGAAGCCAGGCGAGGCGGCCUUCCUAUCGGUCGCAGGCGGAACCCCAGGAGGAGGAGUGGUGUGACCGCCAGGGCGAGAGCCACACGGGUUUUCCCGGCACCUACCAGGACUACGAGGAGUACUGGAAGGCCUACUACCGGGCGUGGCACGACUACUACGCGGCUGCCUCUCAGUCCUAUUACUGGGACGCACAGAGGCAUCCGGGCUGGAUGGCGGCCUAUCACAUGAACACCGUUUAUCUGCAGGAGAUGAUGCGUGGCCACCAGUGACGCGGGCCGCGCCUGCAGGUGCCGCUGAGCGGGACCCUGGGUAACCGUCCUCUGACCUGCAGGAGGGUGGCGUGGAGGAACUUGAAACGUCUUAAGGCUUUUUGCUGAGAUACAGCUAUUUUUCAGAUUGUUUUGACCUACCACGUGUAUUACCUAUUUUUAAGAAACUUCAUGGAUCAGAUUCUUGAGGGAAGUAUUUUGGGACGAAGCUAAAGAUGCCAGGGUGCCAUCUUCUAUUAGCUGUUCCACACAGAGACAUUUGAAAAGACUUAUAUUACUUACUGCUUAGUUAAAAAAAUAAAGAGUUGAGAUUUGAAAAAUGUUUGCAUAUGCUACGGAGUUCUUUACAGAAGGCCCGGGCUGCGGGUUCGCAGGGACAUUCGUCCUCGGAGAAGCCUGUGACGCGGUGGGUCAGGAAGCCCCUGCGAGGGUUGGCAGGAGGAGCGAAUGUUGCGUCAGACCGUCCCAAAGGCACUUGAUUCGAUGCUCUUUGCUUCCAGUAAAAAAACAAACCAGCCAGAUGUGUUCACAUACUGUUCAUCUUCUGACCGUCUCGUUUUUAGGGUUAUGAACGCUGCCCACAUUGCCAUGGUGCAGCAAACAGCUAAGCUGCUGUUUUUGAUUCUCAGGAAAAGGGGCAGCUCCUAAAAGAGUUUUGGGAUCUUUUUAUGCACCUGCUGAAAGCUAUAGAUUUGUCCCAGAAAAUGUCUGUAAACAAGAACCAGAUAUAUGUUAACCCUGGGUAGGGGCUGCCCAGCCUGCUGCCGGGCUAAGGAAGGUUCUAGCUCCUUUGUUAAGUACUUGGUGGAAGCUGGAACUCCAUCUGUUCAAACUCGCCACCGCAUGUCCUAAUCUUGUGUCUUCUAGAGAUUUUUCCCCAGUUUUUACCUCUAGUACUAAGGUCCUAGGGGACAGUCGUUUUUCUGAGAUGGUGUUACCGGUAACUUGCCAUUUAGAAAAAUGUAAUCUGGAAGUUAGUUACUCUUCAUU